AUGGUAACUGAAAAGAAAAAUAUUUCAACUGAAUUUCUGGAAUUUGAAGAAAGAAAAACUCAAAGACCAAAACUUUUAAAUGAAAUCAUCAUCAAAAAUAGCAUUAAUGAAAAAGGGAAAAGACAAACAAGAGAAAUUAAUUGUCGUAAAAAAAUUAUAGAAAUUUCAAAUAACAACAUUGAUGCUACAAUUGAUAAUGAAUGUCUACCUAAAUUUACUCCAAUAGAGCCACCGACUGAUUUAAUAAAUAGCUUAAAAGAAUUUUUACCCAAGAUUAAAGAAGAUAAUGAAAGACUUGAAAAACUUAUGAAACAAGAUCCCAAAGCUGUUAAUAUGGAAUAUAUCGAAGAUGAUUCCAAGGGUUUUAUAGAAUUGGAUCUUGGAUUAGGAGUGUUUUCAUCAAUAGACAACGAAUCAUCAGAUGAAAUUGAUGGUGAUACUGAUUAUUAUACUGCCAGUGAUUUCAUUAGAGAUGCUAUUAACAGCAUGAAUAGUGAGUGA
Messenger RNA from Entrophospora sp. SA101, 501 nucleotides. Lineage: Eukaryota; Fungi; Glomeromycota; Glomeromycetes; Entrophosporales; Entrophosporaceae. The record is from the annotation of a GenBank genome assembly.